UUCGCGGUAUUUCCAUAGGGGGCUCAAUGCACUUUAAUUGUCAGCAAGAUUGAUCACUAACGCGUGAUGUCCUUUUACGCGAUGCGAAGGAGAAAAAAAGGAGAAAAGAAAAGACGGAAACGAGAAAUCACCGAACAAUACCCGGAGCAGAUAACAGCACGAAGCGCUGACGAACACGUAGGUGGGGAACACGAGACACACGAUGUGGAAUAAAUAGUGGCCUGAAAUCGAGCGGAAUUCAGUCGCACCGCUGUUGUACCAUCGUCGUUGACGUUUAUUCACGAAGACCUCUGACGAGUUCCUCGUGAAGUCAUCUAGUCCUAUCUGCAAGCAGGAUAAAAUCAAUAAGUACCCGCUGGGUGAUUUCACGCGGACAUAUUCUACGCGUCGCUUCCUUAUCAAGCCCGCUAGUCGGUGCAUUCGAUUCAUCUUUUCGGUUAUCGUGAUCGUAGCAGAAAAGAUGAUGUUCCGAGUGCUGUUGAUGCUAGCACCCGUACUUCAGGUCGACGCAUUUUUUCUCGGUUUCAUACCGACCAGCCCCAAAAACAACGAAACCGUAGGGGAGUUCAACGUUUACUGGAACGUGCCCACCUUUAUGUGCCAUAAGUAUGGGCUUCACUUCGAAGAAGUAUCGGAGAGAUAUGGCAUCCUACAGAAUUCGAUGGAUAACUUCCGCGGUGACGAGAUCGCGAUCCUUUACGACCCUGGAAUGUUCCCGGCGUUGCUGACAGAUCCGAACGGAAAGGUAGUGACGAGAAACGGUGGUGUCCCGCAAGAAGGCAAUCUCACCAAGCAUCUCGAAGUAUUUCGGGAGCACUUGAUCAAUCAGAUACCAGACAAAUCGUUUCACGGUGUGGGGGUGAUCGAUUUCGAAAGUUGGAGGCCAAUCUUCCGACAGAAUUGGGCUUCCCUCCAGCCUUAUAAGAAACUCUCUAUAGAGAUAGUUCGUCGUGAGCAUCCGUUCUGGGACAAUCAAAGCGUCGAGCAGGAAGCGAAACGAAGAUUCGAGAAAUACGGGAAACUUUUCAUGGAGGAGACACUGAAGGCUGCCAAACAGAUCAGACCGUCCGCCAGUUGGGGAUACUAUGCUUACCCCUACUGCUACAAUCUGACACCGAAUCAACACAGUUCCCAGUGCGAUAGCGCUACGAUGCUGGAAAACGAUAAAAUGUCAUGGCUGUUCGAGCUGGAAGACGUUCUCCUGCCGUCGGUGUACUUCAGGUUGAACCUAACGAGCAGUGAACGAGUCGGUCUCGUCGGAGGCCGUGUCAGAGAAGCCUUGAGAAUAGCGAAACAAAUGGCGAUUAAAAAGAGGGUUCUCCCCUAUUAUUGGUACAAGUACCAAGAUAAGAGAGAUAUGUAUUUGAGCAAGGACGAUCUCGAAGCGACUCUACGAAAGAUCAUGGAUCUCGGUGCCGACGGUCUCAUCCUUUGGGGAAGCUCCGACGAUAUCAAUACCAAGCAAAAGUGCGUAGAGUUCAAGGAAUACGUAAACAACGAACUAGGACCCAUUGUAGAUCGAAUUAGACGAACAGCUCUUGGCUUGACUCAAAGCAACAGCACUCUCGUGGACAAUAGAAUCGAUGUGAGCGUGGACCAAGUUUGACGUAGCACUUGGAGUACCGAUUCUCUUGUAAAAGAGGCAAAGUAUUAGGAGAAAUUGUAACAAAUCUUUAGUUUCUGUCGCUUACGUAUACGGUUAUCAUACAUGACAUACGUAGGAGAUCUGUUCGACCUUCGAAAUAGAAAGAUAUCAAACACGAGACACCAAAGUGAAACCAAAGACUACUGGUUAGGCGAUACUUGGAGAUGUUGCGCGACAUAUUCGAGCAGCGAUCGAAAUAAAAUUCCUACGAAACUA
Molecule: messenger RNA, 1861 nt
Organism: Bombus terrestris (buff-tailed bumblebee)
Lineage: Eukaryota; Metazoa; Arthropoda; Insecta; Hymenoptera; Apidae
Product: hyaluronidase
Exons: 5
Coding region: 461-1606 (381 amino acids)
Biological process (GO): defense response; carbohydrate metabolic process; hyaluronan catabolic process
Molecular function (GO): hyalurononglucosaminidase activity
Source: RefSeq, a predicted model, not a curated record